AAAAUUAAACGCUCAAAAAUGUCAAUGCCGAGUCAAAAGACAUUAUCAAAAACGUCAAAAUUAUCAAUCCAGCGUGGAUUGUCACAGACAUCAGCAAACAAAUCACGUCCUGGCAGUUUAUUGUCAUUAGGAAUCCAUCGAGGCAGCGUUGCAUUCAGAAUUGGCAAAGCCGGCUUCAAGGUUCCGAGAUACCAAAAUACUUAUCAACUAGAGUCAACGAAUCCAUUCUCGCACAACAUCGUCGAUAAAAUAUUAAAAAAUAUUAUGACAACAAAGCUCACUGGCGUAACAUAUAAUCCCAUUCUUUGUCUUCAGCUGUGUCAAGAUAUCGCUAUACAAGUAAAGAAACAAAUUUAUAAAGCUGAUUUCAGCAGGUAUAAAUAUAUUGUGGUGAUCAGUAUUAUAGAAAAAGCAAGCCAGGGUAUCCAUACAUCAAUGGGAUUUCUUUGGGAUGAUCAACGCGACACUUAUUCAAAAUAUGUUUUUGAAAAUUCACAAUUUUAUGCUAUUGGAAUUGCAGCGGGUGUUUAUUAUGAAUAA
Cotesia congregata is the source of this 540-nucleotide messenger RNA. The record is from the annotation of a GenBank genome assembly. NCBI's taxonomy places the organism in Eukaryota, Metazoa, Arthropoda, Insecta, Hymenoptera, Braconidae.